AUGGAAGCCAUCAGACGAAAAUUAGAUGAGGCAGAUGACAUCGCCGAGGUUAUCGAUUUAAUGCAGAAUUUGAGCAUUCCAACCAAAGGAUGCAAAAACAUCGAAGACAUGAAGGAGAGGAUCCUCGCUCAUCUCAGUUCUCGAAAAGAUAACCGCUUGGCCUGCAAUGAGGUAGGACUGCCAGGGAAAUGAUUCAGUGUUACUAAAUGAACGUGGAUUUACUGGUUUUAGGCUUUCUUCGUUCUGAUUUAGACAUUUCCGGCAUCAUUUUAUAGCUAAAGCGUCGUUGUUAGCUCAUUGCAUUCGAUGGAAAAUGUCUAAGUAAGCUAGCGGUCAUAGCUAUUGUCCUUCCACUUUACGUUUGCUCCUUAUCAUUAGGUUCUUUUGCACAACCUGGCUGGUUGCAUGGGAUGGGCCGGGAAAGACAAUAGUUGGCAGCAAGUAUCCUUUAAUGCUAUUCCUUUCAUCUGUGCAUUUCGAAAGCGAGUCGAUGAAUGUUUACACUAAACUUAUUAUCAUCACAUCGCUGUAGCUCAUAAACGUGGCAUCGUAGAGCGAAUGACUCAGAAUCUAUAAGGCUCUCAUAUAUCAUGUAUAGUUACUUGCUAGGACGUCUUGCUGUAACAGAUUUUUACUUUUCUCACUCGAUUAAAACCACUGCAAAGAUUUCAAAGAAACAUCGAAACGCAAAUCGAUCCUUAAAUUCGAUUUUUGUAAUUUCAUGUCUGUUCGGUUACCGAUCAGUGCAUCAAUCGACCCAGCAUCAUACAGCAGAACGGCUACGGAUCGCUUGCUUGUAAAUUUGUACAAUAUAUGUUAAUUCUGAGCUUUAUCAAGUUAUUGUCUCAAAAUAGCUUCGAACGUUUUCCUCAGAAACACCGGAAGACUAUUAUUCUCUUUGUUGUCUUUAUUCCGUGUCGUGGCUCAAUGGUUCGGCCGCUUGUCAUGGCUGCCAUCGCCUUGCUGCCAAAGCAGUUGGGCUUCUGCCUUUGAGAACCUGUUUGAAGCUUUUAACCUCACUGUCACCAGUAAUGGAGCGUUUGUGCUCUUUCUCUGUCAGUUAUCGGUCGAAAGCAGUAACCAUUACGCGAAAGCUAACAAGCUCGCCAUACGAAAAAUAUGAAUAACUGUGGUAAUGUCAUGACAGCAUCAUGUGGCAAAAGACCUUAUGGUCAUUUGGCUGACAGCUCACCGAAUGAAGUUGAAAUUAGUUAAGCUCCGCUUUAUAUUUUGUUCCGAUCAGUGAAUUCAAAACAGAAGGAAGACAGUUAGGCCUCGAACACAAAAUGCAGUACUUACCUCGGUUCUCUCAAACUCAAAAUUCAUUUGUUAUUCAUCUGACUCCUGGUGUAUGCCAUUUGUUUCUUGCAAUGCUAGUUAGUUGAGAAUUAAGCCAACAAUGAACCCUAUUUGACUCUUUUCUUUACUUUUUUGUCCUUUAUCAGUUGAAAACGAUAUUACCGAUACGUCCAGAAAAAGAAAAUUGGUGACUUUAAUGGAAUAUAUUGACUAUCGGCAGAACGAAGCUUUAAGUAGCAGUGACAGAAACAAACUCUUUUGUUAUAGUGUAUGUAAGGUCUGACAAUAGUAAUCAAUGUAUCUCAGCUCUCGAACUUUCAAUUAACAAUUAGAGGAGCUUAGACUGUGCUCUGUGCUGUUGUAAAGCAUGCAGGAAGCGGUUGGAGACCGAAAGAAGUGUAGGGAGAAACACGAGACGUAAUCAUUUGCCUCUUUAACCCAUUCAAUAUUUGCACAUGUUUCAGGCCUUUAAGGUAAUUUCAGAGGCACAAGCAAUGGACAAGAAAAAGUCAUUAGGCCUUUUUGAUUAUUACGCUGAAGUGGAAAGGGAAAUUCAGGGUCUUGACGCUACCUUCCUAGAUUUGCUGAAAACAAGCGAGGGCGACGUCCUUUCUAAAAUUAAAACAAGAAUGAGAAGAAUAGAAGACAGAGAUUAUGUUGUUCUUGUAGCAGGUGAAUAUCUUGCGUAUAAUACCUUGCCCAAACCACUGAGGUGCUUUGAUCAUGAUCAUGCUAAGCACAAAGAAAGCCGAUCUAACAGGGACAGAGAGGAGUAUCAAAAAUCUACUUGGUUAGGACGUUUCCCAAUUAAUUUUACUUUAUUUUAAAAAAACUGUCAACUAGGGUCUAUUGAAUUCUUAAGCCGGAGAGUUUAUUUAUGUAGCAACAUGUUAGGCUUUGACUUUUAAAACCGGAAAGUUUACGUCGAAUAACUCGAACUCGAGUAUAUGGGCGGGAGACUUUAUGGCAAUUUUAGUUUACUUAUAGUAAAAUUUCAAACUAAUAUUUAUUGUUUAAGGAAGAACUUGAGAUUUAAGAUUUAAUGAUAAUUUUGUAUUUUACUUACGCUUAGGGGAGACCAGUGCAGGCAAAAGCAGCAUGUUGAACCUAAUUCUUGGUGAAGAGCUUUUACCAUUUUCAGUUCUUAGUACAACAUCUACGAUAUGUGAAUUGAAAUAUGGAAGAGAGAAAAGAAUACGGAUACACUAUAAGAAAGAAGGAAAGGCUCCGGAGACAAAGUAUCUUACAGAAUCCUCGCCUUACAUAGAUCAAAUAUCAGAAUUUGUUCACGUCAAGUCUGCAAGUUUAAGAGAAAAGGCAUCGAGCUACAAAAAGGUGGAACUGUUUUGGCCUCACCGAUUAUUACAGGUUAGAGACUCCGACGAUCAUGCUUCAAACCAUACUUUUAUCAAUAUGAUGUAAGGUGGCAACUAAAUUUCAGAACCUUUUUGGAGGUAUUAACGCCGAAUGGUAAGAAUCACGGGGAGAAAAUAAACUUGUUUACUCUGUUUCCACAAUAGGACGGUGUUGUGAUCGUUGACAGCCCUGGCGUCGGGGAGUCUGACAUUAUGGACGAUAUUGUUGUGAACUACUUGCCAAAUGCCUUUGCUUUCAUCUAUGUCAUCAACAGCAGCAAUGCCGGAGGAGUUCAAAGAGAUCGGGUGAGUAAUUAUUGAUACUUUCUGAAAUGACUACCGGCAAAUCCUUUCAACUCCUCACCAGCGCUCGAUCUAUUUAUUAGACCACGACUUUUUUAGAUAGCUCAAGGAGCCCAAAAAGCUGUUUUAUUUUAGCCCAAGUUUUAAUUGAAUUGUUUUCAAUAACCUGUUUCCUCAUUUGGUAGCUUGUUCGACUUCUGCACAAAACGAGGGAACUCACAACUGAGCAACAAAUGGAAUUCUCACCAAACUGCACUUUGUUCGUUUGCAACAAGUGGGACACCAUACCACCCUCAGAGGGAGAUGUGGUCAUAGCGCACAUAAUCAACAAGUUGAGUCAGUGUUUGCCAGAUGUCGACAUAAAUACUCAAAUCAUCUGCCUUUCAACUACUAAAGCUCUUACGGCUCAGAAGUAUGGAGUCAUGAAUUCAGAAUUUGUCUCACUUACAGACAAGAUUGGCUGCUUGGUUUCGAAAAGCAUCGAAACAAGACUUGAACAACAUUGGAGGUAAUUUAGAUCAUUUCUAAAUGUAUGUUAAUCAUGAAGCUAUUAUUUAUUAGGCAAAAAGCACCUCGUUCAGUAAUGGCCUGUCAUCAAGAUUUCUUUCUUUCCAACAAAAAUUAGGAACUGCCAUAGACGAAAGUAAUUGUAUAAAUUUACACUUUUUCCUGAUUGCUUAAACCCUCUUCUCGAUGGAAGUCUAAGGCGAAAGAAGCCAUAUCUGAGGUGUAGUAAUUGAGGGAUAGAUAGAGACCUCCCCCUCUGAAUUUCCACAAAAAGGGUGAAAAUAAUAGAAUCAUGCAAUAUUCCUUGAAUGACGCCAUGUCUCUCCACUAGAGCAGCUAUUCUCCACCCAUCUCUGACAAAUAUAUGAAGAAUAGAUGCAUGGACGGCUACCUUAAAAAAAACCAGGAACCUUUUCAGAUUUUCCUCAGAAUAAUCAGGAAAAAAUGUGUAUCCAUGGUAUAGAAUUAACAAACAUCGAUCUUUCUUGUGCGUUCAACUGGUAACUAUAUUUUAUUCUUCCUUAAUCUGUACAGGUGGCUAGAUCUUUUGCUGUCUCGAAUAACCUGGCUUAUGAGUACAUUAAUAAGUAAUAUCUCCACUGACCAUGUAGCUGCAACGGCUAGAUUAAAUGCCGUGAUAGAGAGGCUGAGGAAGCUUCAAGCGGAACAGGAGUCAUCGAAGGAGGCAAUGAAGCAAUAUCUUGGAAGCAGGACUCGUGAGGCCAUCGAGACCCUAAUCGACCAUCUACAGACUCCCCAAGUGAAAAAGAGAUUUUGUAAGUGGAACUCUGACGAGCUUCCAGCUGUUGAGAAGUCAUGGGAAGUUACCAAGGCUGCCCUUGUUAAGCUUCUUCAAGGAAGACUACAGAUGUUGAUUGAAGAAUGGGAGGAAAAGCAGCAAAGGUUUGCGAAGGCACGGAAAUCAGUGAUCAAAAAGUUCCUCGAAAAAUACAAUUAUCUGGAGAGAGAGCUUCGCAACGUAGAAGUCAAUGUUUCUCAAAUACAAGUACAUGUUGAAGAAGAAACGGCAAGCGAAAGUGUAGAGGAUCAAGUUUUCAACAGCAUUUACAACUUUUCGCUUCCAUUUGAAAGUAAACUUUAUCUUGGAAUAGCGAUUCCUUUCAUGGUUCCAGGUCUUCUUGUCGGAGCUGCGUUUGCUGUUCCAGUAACACUGCUUCUUCUUCCCAUUGUGGGGGUUAAAUCUAUUGCCGACAACAUCAAAGAAGCAAAAAGGAAGAGUGCAUACAAUAAUGAUCGCGCUGAGUACGUACGAAUCAUGGCACAAAAGUUUCUAGCAAAAGCUGCAACCUUCGAGGCGCUAAAGCCACUGGUCGAAGCGCAAUUAGAGCUGGCAGUAAACACCCUGAAUGACCUGCAAGCGAGAAUCCCUAUGCUUGUUGAAGCCGAUGUAAAACUUUGUCAGCAACUUAUAGAGGAGGCGCAAAGCAAGAAGGAUUCUGAAGCUCACUACAAGCCCUGUAGAGACAAAUGCAAGCGUUUGCGCGGUGAGCUCGCCUUGUUUGGUUCUACGGAAAUCCGGUGCAUGCGGCUCUCCUGGGAUGACCUUUCUUGGGAUGUCAGCGAGGAUGUUUACUUGAAGCAAACAAUGGAACCUGGGCUCUACCAGGGACACAUUUCCAAGGGAAGGUACUCAUCAAGAGGUCAAGUAACUUUUAAAGUGUACAGAGAACUGCUGACCAGGAGCAAUAUUAUUGAUUGCUUGGCAGACGAAGCAAUCUUAAGGUACAACUUAACUAAUAAACAAACAAUUUCUUAUCAAACACUUAAACAACAAGGAUUUAGGAUUUAGAACAUGCGUUAUGCUAGUAACACUUUGGUAUUCUUCCAAAAUACCCAAUUCACUUCAGUAGGUGUGUUGAGCUAUUUUUCCUGAAACAUGACACUCGUAUUGGCAUUCCUCGUUUAGCGUAAAGUUUUGUUCGAUUCGUUCUGGAAUUAAUUUUCACCGGUUCAGUGCUCUACCAACCGAGCUUACAAGCCAACUGAAAGCUGGUAAUCGUGUUGAUUCGUAAUAAACUGCCACUGCAUAGGUCAUGGGUUCAAAUCCCAUACAGGCCUAAAUUUUUCCAAGCCUUAUUUUCACUACUGCUUAAGUAUUUUUUAUUACUGUGAGGAUCGCUUUCAUAUUUAUUUCCUAAACCGCAAUUCACACACUAUGCGAAUAUAUGAUUUUUAUAUAUAUAUAAUUUUCAUAUGUUUACAAUGUUUUUGAAAAUGUUUUCCCACUUUCUUUAGUCAUUUUGUUGUUACUCCUACCGGGUCCAAAGUUGAAAGUUGUCCACAUCUUUCUUGUUUUUGUUGUUUACUCCACAGGAGGCUUUGCCAUCCUCACAUUGUCACGUUUUACGGUGCUGUUUUCAGAAAGGUUCCAAGAGGAUUAGAAGCAGCCUUUGUAUCUGAGUGUCCAGGAGUUGAUUUAAAGUACUAUCUGAUCGAUCAGCCCGGAAAUUGUCCUGCAAGGAAUCCCACAUCUUCAGGGAAUGCGUUUCGCUGGGCAGACCAAGUCGUCGAAGCACUGAUGUCGAUUUACAGCAUAUUUGACGGAUGUGUUCACGGUGACCUUCGGUUAAAGAACGUUUUGGUAGGGAAAUAUUUUAUUUGUAAUAAAACGUUUUGUUUUAAUUGGUUUAACACUGAAGGAAAAAAUAAUAAAUUUAGAAACUAUCAGAGCGCGGACACAAAUGUAGCUCUAAUAAGAUUUCCAAGGUCUAUAACUCGCAGUAAAGUAAAGGGUUAGAUUAUUUCUCUCUCCCGUGUGCACCGAGCUUUUCUCGUUCAAGGACUUCAGCGUCAUUGUUUUCAAACUUAGUCUUAAAGGCUGUCUUUAAGUACAUUUUUUGAUCUGGACUAAGUCAGGCCAAAUAGCUUGCAAUUAAACCCUUACACUUUUGAAAAACUAAAUCAACUAUAACUGCGAAGUGAUCGCCCCUAUCAACUAUUGCAUAGUUUGCGCUUAUUGCAAAAAGUCAUACAUCGGUGAAACAGGAAGACGACUGAGUGACCGAUUCCGAGAACACCUUCGCAACGUAGAAGGAAAUGACAAGGACAAAUCUAAACCAGUUGCUAGAUAAUUGAUCUCCCUAAUCAUUUUAAGCAGCAUAUGGCAGUUUGCGGCUUUUCCCUACAUCUAAAUAGUUCAGAAAGCGGAAAACUCUAGAACAAAAGUUUAUCUCUCAAACCGGUAUCCUUAAUCCCCACGGUAUCAACGAGCGCUUUUCAUUCAACUAAUGAAGUCAGCUUUUGAACUCCAUACGGUGGCCAAUUUACGUGAUCGACUCAGCCAAACUACCCUAUUAUACUCUUCCACCGAUGCAGCGCCACAGUUCUGUAGAAACUUACCCCUUUUAUUCAGUUAUAUUAUAGUUAUGAAGCAAGAUAUAAAAUCCAUCUCAUAACAUCGAAAAGCAGAUGAGAUAUGACUGCUUUGUUCACAAACAAGUGUGUUUCAACCAAAGCAGUGACCCUUGCCUCUUCAGAAAGUGGAAUCAUGCUCAGUUCUAUUCUAUUUCUUUUGGCGAGAUCCAGUGUAUUCUUUCAAAAUGCUAGUCAACCAAGACAAAACUAGUGUUUAUCAAGUUUAUUUUAAUAAUCAAUUGAAGUUUUUUUUUUUUUAAUUUACAUAGCUAGACGGUUCCAAUCUCCGUGAUAUUAAGCUGAGCAACAUCUCCCUCAGGAGGCAGCUGACCAUUGAGCAUGAAUCAAACUGUGAUGCAUUUCUUCAUCUUCCGCCAGAAGCUGUGCGAAAUAGAAACUACAAUGCCUCUUCAGAGAUUUACUCCCUUGGGAUUUUGUUCUGGGAAAUGUGGUACGGCGAAGAAGCCUUUCACGAUCUAAAAGGUCAGAAGAUGGAAGUUUUUUUAUCAAGCGUAGAAGGAGGCCAUCGUCCCGAUCUAACAGGUAUCACAACUCAGACAUCAGUUAGGUGGACUAGCCUCGUUUCUGGAUGCUGGGAAAAGAUAGCCUCAGAACGAAGUAGCCUCGCAGAUUGUAAGUCAGCUAUCAGGGAAAUUUUAGCUAGUGCAAAAUAG
Messenger RNA from Pocillopora meandrina, 7513 nucleotides. NCBI's taxonomy places the organism in Eukaryota, Metazoa, Cnidaria, Anthozoa, Scleractinia, Pocilloporidae. The record is from the annotation of a GenBank genome assembly.